Messenger RNA from Bacillus rossius redtenbacheri, 1906 nucleotides. RefSeq lists its product as uncharacterized. Lineage: Eukaryota; Metazoa; Arthropoda; Insecta; Phasmatodea; Bacillidae. The record is from RefSeq and is a predicted model, not a curated record. The coding region runs from base 1 to 1737 and encodes 578 amino acids. The transcript is spliced from 4 exons.
AUGGCUGGCGCGCCGUUUGCGAUCCGCGACUGGGCGGACCCAUCAGCACCAUGCGUAUUCAUGGGCGGGGACGUCACGGCUUGCUGGCGUUGUUCAUCUCAGGGCAACUUGGCGCAGCUGUGGAGCGCCGGGAGUAUCCUGGCCUGUCUUGCCGAGAUGGCGCCCUCGCUCGUGCUGCUGCUGCUGUGCGCGCGCGCCGGCCUGGCGCGGCCCGACCUGCGCGACAACCGCCUGCCCUCCGAGCAGCAGGUGCUGCGGGAGCUGCUGCUGCCGCCCGACCGCGGCCAGCCCGAGCUGGAGGCCUCCCUGGGGCUGCCCAGCGACGAGGACAGCUUCAACGAGCUGCGCGGUCUGCUGGCGCACAGCGGCACGCACCACUUCGUCUCGUCCAGCUUCCCAGAGGUGGACGCGCGCGGCUUCCACGAGUCGGUGUUCGACCGCCUGGGCGACUACCUGCCGGACUGGCGCCGCGGCAAGCGAGACCCGCUGGGCAUCAACUCGCGCGGCUUCCACGACGACGUGUUCACGCACGACUUCGGCAGCUUCCACCCGGUGAAGCGGGCGCGCCGCUCGGCCGCACCCAGGCUUCCAGCGAAAGAACAGCUAGAAUUGGCUCAUGUGAGACGCGAACGCAGAGGGGUCUAUGGGGACCCAGAAAAUCCAAAUGAAGAACGGAAACUUGAAAAAAAUUCCAUGAUGAAAACUUUCCUAGAAGAAGAGAAAGUAUCUGCAGACAAGCGGUGGCCAGAGAUGACAGAAAGUGGUUUCCGUAGUGACACAUCCAGUGGGUUAGGAGAUUCCUGGCCAAUGAAGAGGAUCCGAGGACCUAACAAGAGAAGUGUUGGGAAGGUAAACAAAACUGAAGACAAGCUUUCAAGUGAUAUCAUACGGUACCUAGAAUUAGGAAAGAGGCGAAUGGGCAUGGGCCCAUCUGGGUUUCAUGGUGAUACAUUCACCAGUGGGUUUGGAGAUUUCACUACAAUGAAGAGAAGCUUGGGAGAUUCAUCACAUCCAUCCACACCGAAUGGUAUAAAUGAUGAAAGUGAUAAGCUGACUGAAGAAAAGAGAAAGCCAGACACUGGUUCCAAUGGUUUUCAUGGAGACACAUUCACAGGAGGAUUCGGAGAUUUUUGGACGAUGAAGAAGUCUGACAGAAAUGGACAAGUCAAAGGAUAUGGUCUUUUGGAGCAAAAGCGAAGACCUGAGAUGGACUCUUCUGGAUUUCAUGGAGACACAUUCAACUCUGGCUUUGGAGAUUUUUGGCCUAUGGACAAGAGAAGGCCAGAAAUGGACUCAUCUGGUUUCCAUGGAGACACAUUUAAGAGUGGUUUUGGUGACUUCUGGACGAUGAAGAAACGAAGACCAGAAAUGGAUUCAUCAGGUUUUCAUGGAGAUACAUUCAAGUCAGGCUUUGGAGACUUCUGGACGAUGAAGAAAAGAAGACCUGAAAUGGAUUCAUCUGGAUUCCAUGGAGAUACAUUCAAUGGAGGUUUCGGAGAGUUCUGGCCAGUUAAGAAGCGAAGACCAGAAAUGGAUUCAUCUGGCUUUCAUGGAGAUACCUUCAAAAGUGGCUUUGGAGACUUCUGGAAUAUGAAGAAACGGAGCCCAGAAAUGGAUUCAUCUGGAUUUCAUAGUGAUACUUUCAAGAGUGGGUAUGGAGAUAUCGGGCCAAUGAAACGAUCUAAUGACUCGUUGGCUCAGCAUGAUGUGGAAAGUGUUUUCAGAGUAAUUCACUGAAAUCAUGUGUUAAAAUGAACCCAGAGGUGUCAGCUAAUGUCCAAAUGUAUAUACACCCCAGUAAGUCAUGAGUUAACUGAGAGUAUCAUGUAACAUGAACAGUAUUAUGUGUUGUUUGGUUUCCCAGUCAUAAUAUUAAAAUGUUUCCUAUGAGGCAAGAGCCACAUAU